UCCCGCCAUGGCGCCCGGCAGGAAGAGGGGGACGGCCCGGGGCGCCGGCAAGGCCUCGGCGCGGGACAAGCGGGUGGACGCCUUCCUGAAGGACUUCGACCGCGAGGGUGAGGCGCGGGAGGGCGGGGAGCGGAGCGGGGAGGGGGGGGGGGGGGGGGGGGGGGGCCGCCCCCCCCCCCCCCCCCCCCCCCCGCCCCCGCCCCCCCCCCCCACCGCUAACCCGGCUUCCCUCCCCCUUGCAGCGCUGGGCGGCAGCGAGAAGGCCCUGGAGAAGGUGGCCUCGAGCGAGGUGGACAUCGCGGAGAUCACCCAGCUGGCCUCCAGGGCCAUCCAGACGCCCUUCCGGGUCGCCAAGAAAGCCAAGCAGCCCAUCGAUGAAGAGAUGGAAGCAUCUCUGCUGCCCGCAGGCAAGAAAUCCAGGCAGGAUCUGGAGGUGGCACCCCAGAAGCCGGGGAAGGCGCAGACCUCGACCAAAAGGCCCCCCAACUCCAAGAGGACCCGGCCCCCUUCAUCCCGAGCCAAGAAUUUCCCCAAAAGCAAAGUGAGCCACGCCACUCCGGUCAUCCGAGGGAACCCCACGAAAGCCACCACUCCUCUGUUCACCCCUGCUGGCAAGUUUGACUCCAGCAUUUUCAGGACGCCCGGCCUGCGGGCCCCUGCUGCCCACGAAAGGGUCUUCAGCAUCUCGGUGAACGGCAGCCCCCUGGCAGACAGGAGCGAGGUCUUCCUCACGGUGCCCCUGGGCGGAGGAGAGAACGUCCGGAUCAGGGCCAGCGAGCUCUCGGAGAGGGACCUGCGGGGGCUGAACGCCCAAGCCCUGGGCAGCGUGAAGAAGCUGUCGAGCCAACUUGCGCACCUCUGCAGCCGAGUGGACGGACACAAGUGAAGAGGCUUCCGAGCAGCAGCUGCCUGUCGCUUUGGUCCUGGCCUGGGGAAGGGGAGAUUUGGCUCAAGGACCCCCCCCCAAAGGGUUGCCCCCCCCAUCCGGAACCUCCCUUCCCUGCCCAGAGUGCUGCUGCUGUGCCCCAAGGUGCCAGCGUCCCUCCUCUGGCCCUUCCUGCUUCUCUCGGCUGCCCCCGUGUGCAGGGGCAAGAGCAGGUGGCCUGGGCCCUUCACAGCCCCCCGAGGGGGUUGGGGGCAGCAGCAACAGGCAGACACAGCCCCAGGAUGAAUGCCGGCUGCUUCCUUUGGGGGGGGGGGGGGCUUCCUUUCCGAGCCCUUGUGGGGUUUUCUAUUUAUCGUCUUCCGUGGGGUGCAAGGAGACCGUUUCCUGGUUGGUUUUGCAA
Molecule: messenger RNA, 1286 nt
Organism: Notechis scutatus (mainland tiger snake)
Lineage: Eukaryota; Metazoa; Chordata; Lepidosauria; Squamata; Elapidae
Source: RefSeq, a predicted model, not a curated record